AUGUCGUUGGAUAUAGGAACGGGUGUCGCAGGAGAGAAGGUUAUUACAGUUGUAAAGAAGGAGCCAUCUACGUCGCAGGCGGAAUCAGGGAUGGAAGAUAGCUUCCUUGGUUUGACCGGGGAUGAAUUCGCUUGGUUUGGGAAGAUGGAAACGACGUCGUCAACGGUUUUGGAGAGCACGUUGUCUGCGGAGAGGGAUAAUGGUGAAGCGGAUGACGCGGCGAUGAUUUUCCCGAUAAGGGAAGAGGACAAGUCAUUGUUCGCUGAUCUCGGCAAGUUGUCGGAGUGCUCUUUUGUGUUUCGGCAUCAACAGAAUGUGGGACCACAAGUUGAGAUCUGCUGA
Hibiscus syriacus is the source of this 342-nucleotide messenger RNA. Its product is annotated as probable WRKY transcription factor 65. The record is from RefSeq and is a predicted model, not a curated record. The coding region runs from base 1 to 342 and encodes 113 amino acids. Lineage: Eukaryota; Viridiplantae; Streptophyta; Magnoliopsida; Malvales; Malvaceae. The transcript is spliced from 2 exons.